Molecule: messenger RNA, 885 nt
Organism: Trichomonas vaginalis G3
Lineage: Eukaryota; Parabasalia; Trichomonadida; Trichomonadidae
Product: organellar and viral DNA polymerase type B
Exons: 1
Coding region: 1-885 (294 amino acids)
Source: RefSeq, a predicted model, not a curated record
AUGUUUGCAACAACAGCACCAAACUCGUUAGUCAUGAACCCAACUUCAAUGUUAGUAGAGAUGAAAAGCUUCAUUCCUUCUUCAUAUACUUUCGAAACAGAAAUCCAGAAGAUAAAGCAAGAACUUCUCCAAGGAGAUUUAGACUGUAGUGCAAAAGAUGAAACAAAUGAACAGUAUCUUUAUGAAAUGCAAGAUAUUAUAGACCAUUUGCCUAAACUUCCUGAAAUACAACAACAAAAACUCACUAUUCCAGAAUUCGAUGAAAUUGAAGUCAGACUGACUGACUCAGUAGAAAUAAAGAAGUUCAUACGAAAGGUAAACUAUGAGUUUCUUGGAUUUCAUUACAACCACAAAGUCAUGGACAUUGACAUAUAUAAAUCUGAAGAGUUUAAGACCUACGACAACUUUGUUUCGUUAGUUGCUGAGUGUGUAUGGCAGAGAAGAGAUAAAGAUAGAAGAGGUAAGGUAUGGAACCAACAGAUAAAACCCGCAACUUUUGAGUUAAAGAAAACCAUCUACGCCUUACUUGUUUUAGCAGGACAAAUUUCAGAAUAUAACGCAAAAAUGAACUCACAAUGUUCUAAAUGUAAAGCAGCAAUGAGGAAAUAUAACUACUCCGUCAAAGAGAUAGAAAGAAUGAGAAAAGACCAUACUGACUUAAAGAAAGAAGUAGAGAAACCAGCAGAAGAUAAAAUGGACAUGUUGACAUUUCUGAACAAAAACUAUCCAACUGCUAACGAUUUCCUUCUUUCAGAUGUCAAGAAGAAAUAUAAAGAAACCUUCGGCAUAGUUAAAAUUUUUGAUAUCCUUCGUGAAGAAAUAGAAGCUACAAAACUGUUUAAAGUCAUGAACCAUCACAACAUAUACCAUGUAAAACGCUUGUAA